AGAAGACCCACGCGUUUCAACCUUCGGCGCGUUUUUUGGUUGUUACGGAGAAUGUUUUCCUUCAGUUUUCCAAGUCAUCCUUUUAGUUCUCCACACUUAUUCAUCAGAAUUGUAAUACUUCUUUUGGUUUCCUCUGCUUUUAUUUUAUCGGACGACCUAAAGCCAAAGAGGAAAAGUGACAAUGCUCGUGUACCAAUAACUGAAGAUAAAAAUAAGAUCAAAAGCAAUUUAGAGCAUUUCGAUGAUCCGGAAACUGUUGAAAGAUUCCUACGUAAUCUUCUCGAACCAGAUCUAUUGUUCCCUCAAAUUCCAAAGGAUAGGGAUGAUGUAAGCGUUGACUCAAAAUCGCAAAAUGACCCACCUGAUUCAGAUAUAAAGGAUGAAGACCAAGAGUUAGUAGAUGAAUCUGAACAUGAUUUAACUACUCACGAUGUCUCUACCCCACAAAGCGUUCCAUCGGUUAGUGAUAAAAACACGGCCGAAAGAGAUCAUCCGUCUUCGGAUGAACAUGAAAAUUCAGAACCAAGUGUUGCUGAACGUUUGUAUAAAGAAGCUAUGAGUAUUUUGGAGACAGAAAAUCCUAAGACAUAUGCUGAUAAAACUGCACUGGAACUUUUGAGCGAAGCUUCCACACAAGGACACACAAAGGCAAGGGAACAGGUCGCUAUGAUGACAUUGCUUGGAGGUUAUACUUCAGAUCCUUUCCAAAGCGCUUAUACUGCAUUCGAAGAGCUGUCCAAUGAAGGAAACCCUCGCGGUCAGUUUGGUUUGGGAUUUUUGUAUGCAUCUGGAUUACACGUUAAUGCAAGUAUUCCACAUGCAUUGAUAUAUCUAACAUUUUCGGCACUUGGGGGAGAUACUUUCGCUGACAUGGCUUUAGGCUAUCGUUACUGGACCGGUGUUGGUGUUGAGGAGGAUUGUGAAGCAGCACUAACACAUUAUCAUCGCGUGGCUCAAGUUGUUUUUAAAGAAGUUUCUGAACGCUCUGAAUCUGGUGGUCCAACUCUUCUUGGACCUAUGGUCAGACGUGCUCGUCUUCUAGAUGAAAUAGAUGUAAUGGGCAGUUUAGAUGGUGGUGAUCUCACAAUUAGUGAAGACCUGUUCCAGUAUUAUCAGUUUAUGGCUUACAAAAAGAAUGUUAGUGCCAUGGUUGGAUUGGGUCAAUUAUAUUAUUAUGGUAGACAUGGUGUUGAAAUGAAUCAUGAAAAAGCUUUUUAUUACUUCAAUCUGGCUGCUGAAUCUGGAAGCGCCAUAGCUAUGGCUUAUUUAGGCGAGAUGUACAUGGUUGGUAGCACAGCUGUACCUGCCGAUUCAAUGAAAGCCUUGAAAUAUUUACGUAAAUCGGCUGAGGAGAAUAAUCCAAUUGGGCAAACAGGUUUAGCGUUGGCCUACCUAUAUGGCCGAGCCGGUUUGCCAGUUAAACCAGUCAUCGCAAUGGAGUUAUUUCUAAAGGCUGCAGAUCAAGGCUGGCCUGAAGCUCAGUUACAUCUUGGUCGUUUAUUUUUAGGUAACGGUACUCAUGGAAUAAAAACUGACCACAAAUUGGCUUUAAAGUAUUUCACUAUGGCGUCACAACAGGGUAAUGUAAUGGCUUUCUAUCAUUUAGCUGAGAUGCAUGCCAAAGGUACCGGAGUGUUACGAUCCUGUAGCACGGCUGCCGAAGUAAGUGAAUGA
This is a messenger RNA of Schistosoma turkestanicum, 1674 nucleotides long. NCBI's taxonomy places the organism in Eukaryota, Metazoa, Platyhelminthes, Trematoda, Strigeidida, Schistosomatidae. The record is from the annotation of a GenBank genome assembly.